Aspergillus piperis CBS 112811 is the source of this 1701-nucleotide messenger RNA. RefSeq names its product tRNA 1-methyladenosine methyltransferase subunit GCD14 (gene trm61). The coding region runs from base 75 to 1610 and encodes 511 amino acids. Gene Ontology annotation, cellular component: nucleus; tRNA (m1A) methyltransferase complex. Gene Ontology annotation, biological process: tRNA methylation. The transcript has a single exon. The record is from RefSeq and is a predicted model, not a curated record. NCBI's taxonomy places the organism in Eukaryota, Fungi, Ascomycota, Eurotiomycetes, Eurotiales, Aspergillaceae.
GCUUUGCUUUUGCGCGGGGAAUUGGCUCGCGUCGCUCAUUUCAUAGCCCGAAACAGCAGAUUGCAUACACAACCAUGCCGUCGCCAUUCCUUACCCCCGGCUCCCAUUCGCGCCUUGAUCAGCUCGCCCUCCUUCACCUCCGUCGCGACCAGGCCAUUCCGACUGUCCUCCGCCUUCAAGAUGACCAAGACGCUGGCUACAAAGAGGGCAAGGUCGAGACCACGCGAUUCGGCUCCUUCCCCCACACCACUCUCGUUGACCAACCAUGGGGAGCGCAAAUCGGCGCCUCCAAAGUCGACACGGGAUCGCGACGAGGCCGCGGACCCCAGAAGAAGAACCAAAAGCUCAAGCGGAAAGUAGACGAGAUCGACUCGGCCACUCCUGUCGAGGGCGAUAACACAUCGUCUCCCAAGGCUGCUGUCGCUGCGUCCAGUGGUUUCCUCCACCUGGUUUACCCCACUCCCGAACUAUGGACGACAUCUCUUCCCCAUCGCACUCAGGUCGUCUACACCCCGGACUACAGCUACAUCCUCCACCGUCUGCGCGCUCGCCCCGGAAGCACCGUCAUCGAAGCAGGAGCAGGCAGUGGAUCUUUCACGCACGCGGCUGUUCGAGCGGCCUUCAACGGAUACCCCACCGAUGACUCGCCCGCGACGAAGAAGAGAAGACUCGGCAAGGUCUGCAGUUUCGAGUACCAUGAGCAGCGCGCAGAGAAAGUGCGCCAGGAGCUACACGAACACGGUUUGGAUGGACUAGUCGAAGUGACGCAUCGCGAUGUCUACAAGGACGGUUUCCUGCUCGGCGAUCCCAAGACCGGCAAGUCUCCCAAGGCCAAUGCAAUCUUCCUGGACCUGCCUGCUCCCUGGCUUGCUCUGAAGCAUCUGGUCCGCCACCCUGCCGACGGCGGAGAAUCGCCGCUCGACCCCGACUCCCCGGUGUACCUCUGCACAUUCUCGCCCUGCCUAGAGCAAGUCCAACGAACCAUCAGCACCCUCCGUCAGCUCUCCUGGCUCUCCAUAUCCAUGGUGGAGGUAAACCACCACCGCAUCGAAGUGAAGCGGGAAAAGACUGGUCUGGAGUACGAGCGCGUCCGCGGCGCAGUAGUCUUCCCGAAGGACGUCGACGAGGCAGUCACCAAGAUGCGCCAAGUCGAAGAACAUUCCCGGAAAUAUCGUGAGAUGAUGCACCAGCUAGACGACGAGGAGAACGGCACGCCUGCGGCCAAGCCCGAGAUCAAGAAAGAGCAAGAAGCUAAGACCGAAGAAGAGGAAACCUCCGCCCAACAACCCACCUCGACUAUUCCACCUUACAAGCAAGGCCGCUUGGUCCACCGCUCCGAGCAGGACCUGAAAACGCACACAUCCUACUUGGUAUUCGCUGUUCUUCCACGUGACUGGACCGAAGAAGACGAGCAGAAAUGUCGCGAGAAAUGGCCUUCGCAUCAAGUCGACUUGACUCAGCCGGAGAAGCCUAAGGGGAGAAAACAGCUCAAGAGGGAGCGGAAGGAGCGGGAAGAGGAGGAGCAGAAGAAGCAACAGCAACAACCACAAGGGGAAUUGACAGCACCCGUAGCACAAGAGCAAUCAGCUGCCCCUGUGCAGGCUGAGUAGAGCUUAUUACGUUAUUUUGUAAUUUGAGUUAGAUUAGAUAAAAGUAUUACUUAGCGUGUUCAGGAUAAAUACUACAUCACUUUGUACUCCA